Messenger RNA from Cadophora gregata, 3340 nucleotides. RefSeq lists its product as uncharacterized. Bases 581 to 2611 code for a protein of 676 amino acids. Lineage: Eukaryota; Fungi; Ascomycota; Leotiomycetes; Helotiales; Ploettnerulaceae. The transcript has 7 exons. The record is from RefSeq and is a predicted model, not a curated record.
AUUUCGGGAAAUCCGGGAGCAAAAGGACGGCCGCAUUGCAUACAUACGUCGCAGACACGAUCGAAGCAAGGCUGGGUGGAAGAUACGAUGGAACACACCCAAUUUCGAAUGAUUACAAUUCCAAUAUAAUUCUGAGAGACAUCGGGCACAGUAGGGCAACAAUGACUACAUCGAAACAUGAAGAAAGACCAAGUUGUUUCUAGUCCAAGACUGUCUUUGCAUAUCCGCCUGCAUCAAUCUAUCUCUCCCGUCUGAGACAUCAGUAACUUUUUCGACAGGGGUAUUGAUUGAGACAAAUAGCCAGAGGUCUGACGGAUGCAGACAGAGUCUGGCUUCGUGGGGUCUGUUUGUCGCAGAUCAAUGACUCCUCCAGAAACCCAUUUCAUCGUCUUGUCACUCAAUUCUCGGCUACCUAUGGAACCCGAAAUCAAGUGUACCUAUAUCAGAGAGAAAAUCUGUAUUUACCUUAGGGCUUCUGGUUCGCGAAGACUCUGACAAAGGCGGCGCGAGGACGCGUCGUUUCAAACGUCGACUUAUCUCCACACAAGGAAAACAAGACAACUCGACCACGUACGAAACAAUGUUCCCUCAACCCGCUGGGGAGAUUCAGAAAAGUUCUUUCAGUUUCCGAGACUUAUCCAGCGUUGUCGACGGGUAUCGACCUGGUGCCAAAUCAGACUCUUCCUCAGACAAUGAACCUCAACCAACCUCUCGCAUCCCUCCAGCUACAUAUAAGAAUGUACCACAAUCGUCAUUCAGCAUGAAAAAUCUCAUCUCUCCUCAAUCUACUUUCAAAGCGGGUCCAUUUACAACUGCUCUGUUCACCCCGGCUUUUACGCCUCAACCCACGCCGCACCUCACGUCCCAAUCAGCGACCACGAUGCCUUCUGCGGCCCUGCCAUCUCGUGCCCAGGCGAACAAGACCGACAAACAGCCUAUGGAAGGUGACAAAGCCUAUCAGCGUGAGCUUUCAGUACAUCUUUCCAUGUUAACGUCUGCUGGAGGUGCGCAAGAGCAACGAAAUGAGCUGGCUGGCUCGCCCAUCUUCACUACUUCGAUCCUUCGACACUCCCAGUCAAGCUUCUCUCAGUUCGGACUUUUGGCUGGGUAUGCAGAUAUCUUGGAAGAGAUUGCUUCUUCAGGCAGAGACACAGCUUCUCUUCCGGCAGCUCUGGAUCCUCGAAUCUACUUCAACAUCUCUGCCCCGUCAAGCGUGUUCAUUUGUGGGUCUCAAGGUUCCGGCAAAAGCCACACACUUUCCUGUCUACUUGAGAAUUGCUUGUUGAAGUCCUCAGUCAGCAAACUCGACAAUCCUCUCUCCGGACUCGUUUUCCAUUAUGAUUCCUUCAUGUCGGACAGCCGCGGUACUCCAUGUGAAGCCGCUCAUCUAUCGUCAAAUUUCAACAUCAAAGUCCGCAUUCUAUGCUCCCCUUCAAACGUUCAGACCAUCAAGCGUACCUACUCCGGAUUGAAUGUCGAGAUCGAGCCAUUGAUGAUUAACCAAAAUGAUCUCAACACCAAGCGAAUGCUGGAUCUGAUGGCUGUCAACACUGAGGAUGGCAGAAUGCCACUCUACUUGCACGAGAUCACGCGAAUUCUACGAGAAAUGCGGAUCGCUCAACAGAACAGCAAUGGCUCAUUCAACUACGCUGAGUUCAAGCGACAGGUCGAGCUCUCACCGAUGACCCCUGCACAGCAAGCCCCAUUAACACAACGUCUGGAUACUCUUGAGUCAUUCAUGCCUAAAUCGCAGACUGGUGCCAUACCCAAGAAGACCAAGAAGUCAAACCAUCCAAGUGGUAAUGAUUGGAGCGUCAAGGCCGGAAUGCUUACAAUUGUCGAUCUCUCAUGCCCAUGUGUCACCGCUGAAGGUGCAUGCGCAUUGUUCAAUAUGUGUCUGAGCCUGUUUUUGGAGCAGAAGACGACGAUUGGCAGAGUUGUUGCUCUCGAUGAGGCACAUAAAUACAUGAACGCUGGCUCUGAAGCUUCUACUUUGACGAAUACACUCCUGUCCUCCAUCCGUCUUCAGCGUCAUCUUGGUGCAAGAGUCUUCAUCUCAACCCAAGAGCCAUCCAUCUCACCAAAGCUUCUGGAUCUUUGCUCCAUCACAGUCGUGCAUCGCUUCACGUCCCCGGACUGGUUACGCUGCCUGCGAUCCCAUUUGGCCGCACUCGACAAUGAUGAGGAGGUCUUGGGAAAUCCAAAGGCGAAGCUAGACAACGUUUUCAAUCAGAUCGUCAGAUUGAAAGUCGGACAAGCUCUACUCUUUGCACCAAGCGCGAUCGUCGAUGUCAAGAAGGCAGAGGUGGAGUCAGGAAUCGGAAAGGACGAGAUUCAACGAUUGGGGAUCGGAUAUCUCCGAGUCAAGAUCCGUGAUCGGGUUACCGCCGACGGAGGAAGAAGUGUUCUGGCACUGGGACCCAAUACGACAUUAGGCACGAAGGGUUUGGGCGUCGCCACGGGUGCUUCGAUAUUUGGUGGAGAGGCAGCUCCAUCCAAUGGUUUCGCAUCUAACGCUCUCCCAACAACCUCAAUGUUUGGGGUCCCUGCAAGAGGUGCAACAUUCGGUGGAAAGUCUGCUGGGGCUUCCGGCAAGAAAUUAAAUGCUUGAGUUUCAGCACAGCAACAUUCGGAAGCCAGGCAACCUCAAAUGUACCUAUAGUCAGCACGAAUGGCAUUGGCAGCAUGAACCAGAAUCUUAUCAAAACUGAACACGGUAGCCUCCCUCUUUCUACAAUCAGUGGAAACCACAGCAUCGAUCGCAAUUCUUCUGCGCAUUCUCCCGCAGUCUUUCAUGGUGUUUUCUCGAAGUCUGUAACGGCACUCCCAAAAACACCAAGCACCUGGCAAUUCAAUCCACAUAUUGAGAAAGAGUUGUUGGAUUCCAAACAAUUCGUUGCUUUCCAAACAAUCACGUCUGAAACUCCCUGGAGUACAUAUUCUUUUGAGGAGUUGCGAUUAGGGGAUUACGGUCGUGGGGAUAUGAUGGCAUAGAGGCUGAGCUUUGCUUUGGUUUUUUCCUUGUGGCUUUUUUGGCGUUUGUUUUGAUUUAGUCUGGUUUGGUUUGGUUCCCCAUGCGAUGAUGGGGGUUUGGCAUAUCUGGAAGUUUUGUCUCUGAAGGUUUUAUCUUGGAAUGCAGAAGGGAUGUGGUGGGAAGAUAUCGAUUUUUAUUAGAGGACACGAGUAUUUGGGUACGGAUCGAACUAGAUGAUGAGGGAGUGGAGAGUCUUCAGACAGAUUUGCUUUCAUUAGAUGAUAGAGGUCUCACAGCCAAUGGAAAAUGUACAAGUAGUAGCGUUCAUCCUCAAGAUACCUACAAUUUCAGCCAAGUCUUUCUCAG